AUGCUCGACCACCUGCGUUCCUUGGUAUCCGAAAACCGAUGUCGUUUCAUUGAUGAGCACACCAAUCUCGACCUUAGUUAUGUCACCGAUCGCAUCAUAGCAAUGUCGUAUCCAUCCAGUGGACUGGAAGGGCUGUACCGCAACUCUUUCAAAGACGUAAAAAGGUUCCUUGAUACUCGACACAGAAAUCAUUACAAGGUCUACAACCUGCGCUCGGAGAAGCAAUAUCGACAUGAGCUAUUUGAAGGUGCAACAGUGGUUCUUUUUGGAUUUGGUGAUCAUCAGGCUCCUCCUUUUGAGUUGCUGGUUCAAUUCUGCAAGGAUGCCAAGACAUGGCUGGAUAAGGAUACGAGCAACGUCGUGGUGAUCCAUUGCAAAGCUGGUAAAGGAAGGACCGGUACCAUGAUCGCCGCACUCCUCUUGUACCUUGGAUACGCAACGGAUGCCGAUGAAGCUAUUCAAGUAUAUGGCACAAAACGCACUACAGAUGGAAAGGGCAUCACUAUCCCAAGCCAGAUACGAUAUGUCCAUUACUUUGAACGCUGGAUGAAGAAGGAGAAUGCACCAUUCAUGCCGAACACAAAGACAACCAUACACAUUACCCAAUUGGCAAUUUGCAAUAUACCACAAGCAUGGUCUCGUCAUGCGAGCCUAUCAAUGACGAUCGAGAUUGAGCAAGUUGAAAUCUUUGAGACUGAUAAGAUGGAAGUUACAAGUGACAACACGAUCCUCAUGCCGCUACCUGCCGUGCCUGUCAAAGGCGAUUUCAAAAUGACGCUUUUUACGAAAGGAAGGAUUUAUUCAAAGAGAUACUUGUGCCACUUUUGGUUGAAUACAAGCUUUGUUUCCGCAUCAUCAUCAGCAACAAUCAUACUAGCAAAGGACGAGAUCGAUGGCGCCUUUAACGAUACCCAUUGCCGGCAGUUCCCCAAGGAUUUUGCCAUCCAGAUCCAGUUUUCUUCCAAUAGAGACCUUGAAUAA
Lichtheimia ornata is the source of this 981-nucleotide messenger RNA. RefSeq lists its product as uncharacterized. The transcript is spliced from 9 exons. Gene Ontology annotation, biological process: dephosphorylation. NCBI's taxonomy places the organism in Eukaryota, Fungi, Mucoromycota, Mucoromycetes, Mucorales, Lichtheimiaceae. Gene Ontology annotation, molecular function: phosphoprotein phosphatase activity; phosphatidylinositol-3,4,5-trisphosphate 3-phosphatase activity. Gene Ontology annotation, cellular component: cytosol. The record is from RefSeq and is a predicted model, not a curated record. Bases 1 to 981 code for a protein of 326 amino acids.